GAACUGUACACUUUUCGUGCCCAGAGAAUGCUGUGCGGCAAACUUGAAGGGACAAAAAGUUUGAUGUUCUUGUCAAUGCUAUUCAAAUAAUUGAAGAUGAAGCGUUCAGUGUACUUUGGCACUCCCGAAAAUUUGAAAAGGGUGUUUGUUGUUAAACAAACCCGGCAAGCAAGUAAUUCUUUUCAAUCAAAAAUGUGUGCUCAAACGUCUUGGUGGGUUUUAGACUUCAGAGUACCACUGUUCUUCGUAUGCUGCGUCGUGACUUUUAUUACGAGUCACGAUGUACCGUUGCGGCCUAGGGAAAUGGUGUCCCUUUUGGAGGAGGGCAAGAGGCAGUAUAACCUUGUUCAGGCCAAGACUUCUAUGCCAACAUUUGGCAGCUGCUGGAAGACUGCGAUCGCACGAAUGCACGGUGGAUGCCAACAUCUCGAUGACCGAAUCCAAAGUGAAGUCGCUCUUAGCUUUGCCAAUUGCUUUUUGGAAGGGGCAGGCCUCCCAAGGCAUGACUGUGAUGGAAGCGACAAGUCUCUUACUGUCAAAUUGGAAGAUUGUCUUAAAACUAUGCCUGACAAGACAUUUAUUGCAUACACAGAGUUCUUUACUCAUACUCAAAGUAUGUGUUUUUUUGUCAUGAGUCAGGUUUGGCAUGAAGAAACGGAGAAGACCAUUGACAAACUUUCCACCAGUGCUGCGGAUGUCGCUAAGCAGUUGGAGGCUUCAGAAGAGCUUCAAGAAGAGCUCUUGUUGCAUCAACGGAAAAGUGUUGUUAUUCAGCAGGAAUUGCUCGAAAAUGGUGUUUCUCUUGGCAGUAUGUUGCAUGAAUCAAGGGAUAACCUCAACGUCAUAUUUACUGAAUUCAGAGCUUCCACCUUGGAGCAGCAAAGACUUCUCAGUAUGGUAUUCCACCAUCUAUCAGCACUGCAAUCAUGGAUUGUUGGAGAAGUCUCGUGGGUGGAUUCAAUUGCAUUCUAUAUUCCAAGCUUUGCAUUUGUAUACUUUUUAUCAUCAGCACAGCGUACUACAAAUGCCCGAAUACCUGGUCUAUUGGUCCUUCUCUUUGCUGGACUUUUGGAGCGUUUUAUCUCCUAUAUUCUAUUGAGUGAUGGAGCUGAUGGAGCAUCUUUCCAACCUGUUGACAUAAUAAAUGAACGCCUGAGAUGGUGGGUGUGGCUGGUUCGUCGCUGUGCAAUUGCAGCCAAUGUUGUUGUCCUUUCCAUCACUCUCUACCGUUAUCAAGACCGUGAGGAAGUUAUGCAUCAACUUCUUGAACAAAUAAAAAGGCAGAAUGAAGAACUUUUAAACCACAUUCAUGGUAGAGUUAAUGGACUAAAAAAAACAAAGAGUCUCGAUGAAGCAGACGGAUUUGGAUACAUGCCAGUCCUUACCAGCUCAUCAUCUUCCUUAUCUGGACCAGUUUCUACGCCAAGCUCUAGAAAUUCCCCUGGGAUUUCUCAUAUCAAGCCUGUAGCAAGGACUGUGCCUACAACUAAUGGAGCAAUGUCACCCGUAAGAAGGGUUAAUAUUGGGAUUCCAACAGCUCACUCUGCUUUUAUACCAAUCAGAGAGAAUUCUCCUAUCAAUGAGUCAGUAACUUCUUCAAUUAUUGAUACGACCAUUGAGGAAAAUGAUUCAAUUGGUGUUUUCUCUGAUAUUAAUGCCUCUACUCCAAGAAACAAAAGAAAUAAUAAAAAAAAAGAUUUAUCUGAAAAUUCAAGCCCUGUAAGCACACGCUACAAUCUACGUAGGAGUGGCCGAAUCUCUGCAGCUUCUCCUGUGUGAGGAGGUUUUAGCUAGGGGAAAGUGGAAGAUCCCCCUGGUGCUUUCAGUGAGUAGAAUGGUAAAGAAUAAUUUCUUGUGUUUUAUUUGAGCGCUUUUCAUUCACCAUGAAUGAACCUGGGGUAUAUUUCCAUCUCAUGAUCCUACAAACUCAUUCCUGAUUAAGUAUUGUGUGGUAUUGUAAUGUACUUUCUUUGUGAACCUCUGUAGACUUUAAACCUCAUUGGUUCUGUUUCACCUCUAUCUCCUCAUCCAUGCUUGAAUCCCGCAGAAAGCGAGCUACGGGAGCUAAAUGCCAACUCCCCACGCCUCCUCUCAGUUGUCAAAGAAGUGGUCUAGCUCCUGUAGCUCACUUGUUGUGGGGCUCCAAUUUAUUCUUUUUAUUUCCAUUUUACUUUAUUUGGCCAUAUUUCCAACUUAAAUUCAGAUUUGCUAGUUAAGAUUUAUUUUGUAAAGUUAUUUUUAAUGAUAAUAUUUUUAUAAUUUUGAUUUUAACAACUAACUCCAUUGAAGAGACUGAUUUUAUAAUAAAUUUUUAAUGAAAUUCCCAUAAAUUAUGAAAAGGGGUCUCUUAGGCAUAUGUGGUUUUUAAAUAUGCUAUGUCAACCCUUUAGCAUAAAUUGUGGGAAUUCCUAAUGUAAUUUAAAUUUUGAUUGUGAAUCUAAUUUCAAAUUAAGAUUUCAUGUUUUAAGUACUUAAAAUAUGCAUUGCUUGGCAUACAUGUAUGGACUUAGUGAGAGACGUACAAAUAAGCAUCUAGUCGAUUGUAUUGUUAACUGCACAUCUCUAUAUUCUAUAUUCUCAUUAUUCAUGCUUUCAUAACUUUUUCUCUUCACCUCCACUUGCUUUAUGGGGGCGGUGAAGGAGGGUGUAACAAUCUGUUUUUAAGUUAUGGACAUUAUUAGAAUGGGGUUGGACAGAUGCAUGUAGUUAAUAAGCCCUGGUAGUUACCUAAGUUUUGCAAAAUAAUUUUUUUAUUUUAAAAUUAAACUUUCAGUGCCUUGUCUUCGGUUCCUCAGUCUUA
Molecule: messenger RNA, 2800 nt
Organism: Frankliniella occidentalis (western flower thrips)
Lineage: Eukaryota; Metazoa; Arthropoda; Insecta; Thysanoptera; Thripidae
Exons: 7
Coding region: 97-1779 (560 amino acids)
Source: RefSeq, a predicted model, not a curated record